UAUCCCUCCCACCGGUAUCUCUCUGCCAAAGCUCACAUUGUGAUGCAGCUGAAUUUCUACUCAAGUGCAUUCAUGUAGUAGUCUGCAACGAAUUCACUUCAAAACUAGCCAUUCUGUGGAUAUAAUAUGGAGCUAAUACACCCAAUUCUACUUUUGAUUCUGUGUAAUCUUUUGCAGUGUUGGGGAGUCCACAGAUCAUCUUCACAACUUUUGCUGCGUCAGAAAAGAAACUGGAUCAUUGAUUCCUUUACUAUUGAUGAAGGUUAUCAGGGACCUUUCCCAUAUUCACUGGGCAAAAUUGAGGUUGAGAAGGACCUCGUUCUUUUUAUGAUACAAGGACAAGGUGUCGAUGAGGAACCAACGCAAGUGUUAGAAAUCAAUCCAUAUACAGGAGAAAUAAAGGUCCUCCGUUCUGUGGACUGCGAACAAUAUCAAACUCUUAAGCUUAAAUUUAAAGCAUUUGACAGAGAAAAACAUGAACUAGAGACACAGCUCGGGAUUUAUAUAGAGAUUUUGGACUCAAACGACAACCCUCCAAAAUUUCUGUUUGAAAAGUACACUUUCACCAUAAAAGAGUCAGCAUUACAGGGCACUGAAGUGGGUAGAAUUCAAGCAACAGAUCAAGACAUAAGUGAGAAAUAUAACAAAGUUCGCCUUAAAAUAGUUUCAGUGGAACCUAAACCUGAAGAUCUUGAGUUCUACUUCAAAGAGAUCGAUGAGACAGGACUUGGAGUCAUUUCUUUUAAGGGAUGUCUGGACCAUGAGACAGCUGAGAAAUACACCAUUAUAGUGGAGGCCAAAGACAAUGGAGAAAAACCGCAGUCCAGCUCCUGCACCAUCAUAAUCAAUAUAGAAGAUGGAAAUAAUCAUCUUCCUGUCAUCACAAAGCAAACAGACCCAGAAAAAGUGAAAGAAGGACAGACAAAUGUUCUUGUUUCACAUAUACAAGUUCAUGAUGAAGACACCAGAGGAACCCCAGCCUGGAGAGCCAAAUAUACAAUCCAAGGAGACACAAACAACAACUUUAGAAUAACUACAGAUCCUGAGACAAACGAUGGACUACUCUAUGUGGAAAAGCCUUUAAACUACGAAGAUGGUGCUCUGAAGAAUAUAACUAUCACUGUAGAGAAUGAGAUCCCCUAUUAUUCAUGCAAAGUGGAAAAACGCAGCACCACUGGUCUUUGGAAAGUAGUUACCACAUCUGCUUCUGCUGCUACUGGGUCUGCAAUGAGCGUUGUGACUGGAACAGCUCCAUCCAGGCAUCAAGUGAUCGUGACUGUUGAGGAUGUCAAUGAGCCUCCGGUUUUUGACAAGACUUCCAUAGAAACUGCGGUCUCUGAGAAUGUUAAGGAAGGCCAAUACCUGGCAACAGUCACAGCUAAAGACCCUGAUGUUGCCAACAAAAACACAUUUAAAUACAUGAUAGGACACGAUCCAGCUGGUUGGAUUAAAGUGGACCCCGACACUGGAAACAUAACCACAUCAAAGUCCUUGGAUCGAGAGUCAGAGUUCGUUAAAGACAACAUUUAUGUCGUCACAAUAUGUGCUGUGGACGAUGGGAAACCACAAAUGACAAGCACUGCAACUCUUAGUAUCUAUGUUAGAGAUGACAAUGAUCAUACUCCAUACCUGGUUGUAAGCACAAUUGAAAUGUGCCAAUCUGAUGGACAAUCCUUUGCCAACAUCACAGCCUUAGACUCAGAUGUUGAGCCCUACAGUGGCCCUUUCACCUUCAAGCUCCAUGGAGAUGUUGAGGGCAAGUGGAAGAUUGACCCUGUCGUUGGUUAUUCAGUCAACUUGGUUAAAGAGUCUACAGUUCAUUCCGAUCACCAUGAGCUGUUGCUAGAAGUUUCUGACCAACAGGGGAAAUCAGCUUUCCACAACCUGUCAGUUACUGUUUGCAGCUGCUUAGACUCAGAAAUCCCAAACUGUCAUGUGAGGACAUCUGGCACCACACUAGGAGCGGGAGGAGUGGGAAUUAUUUUGUUGGCCAUGCUGCUGAUUACAGGUUUGCUACUUUUGGCUCUUCUGAUGUCCUGCGAAAAACAGAUCUUGGAAAUCAAAGACAGUUUAUCUUCUGAACAACAACUGAUGAAGUCUAACACUGAGAAUCCGGGAACAGACUGUCCAGUGGCCAUCGUGAAUCAGAAUGGGAACGAGAUGCAAGAAAUAUCUCAAGUUACAACUGUGAAAACGAAUCCAGUGUUUCUUCUAAAUGACUCAGAAACUAACUCAGAAUUCCUCAAGUAUCAAAAAGAAAGCUCAAUGGCACAACCUUUCAGUCGUGGAAGCUUUAUGCACAUGUCACAGCGGGGAUCAAACAUGGGAAUGGGAUAUCACCAGGGACAAUCUGUGAGUGGGCUGAUGAAUGAAGCAGUACAUGGAGGAUUACAAAUGAACUCACUAACCUCACAGUACAAGGGGGAAGGAUCAGGUUCAGCAUUUAUUCGUGGAAACUUCAUGCGGAAGUCACUGGGAGCAAUAUCAAAUAGUGGAAUGACACAUCUCCAGUGGCAAUCCAGACAUGGGCUGACAGAUGAAGCCAUACGUGGAACAUCACAAACCGUUACUCGUGGAAGCUUUAUGCACACGUCAUUCGGAGCAUCAUCAAACAAAGGAAUGGCACAUCUGCAGGUUCAAUCUAACCAUGGGAUGUAUAUGGGACUAGACCACCGAAACCAGCUACUAAACCAGGUAAUACCAACAAUGAUAAAUACUCUCCAGGAACCAGGAAAGGAACUGGGCGAUUAUGUACCUCAUGUAUAUAAUGAGGAGGGAGACACAGAGCAUAAUUUUGAGCUUGAUGCAAUCUCCAUUGCUGAUGUUUCCUUUGACCCUGAAAUGGACCUGUGUGACAAGUUCACUACUCUGGCUUCAGUCUGCAUGCCUAGUGAUGUCACCACAGUGCAGAAAAUCCAAACAGCAACUCUUGUCCAAGAGGAAAGCCAUGAACUAAACUGGCAGAAACUCACAUUAAAUGAGGUUUACAUUUCACAAUAAAGUCACUAGACCUCAAGUAUAAGGUACAAUAUGAAAAGUAGUCAUAGUUAUUUAUUCAGUUGUCUGGGAGCAUAAUAUGGUAAGAAGCAGUGUCAUGUCAUAGUGUUUACAAUAGACUGGGUAAUGCAAAAACUAAUGCAGAAAGGUGAAUAUGGUGUUUAUCAAAUCUGUUUAUUUGCACUCUGGGAAACAUAAGAUCAAUUGUACUAAGAGGGUAAUGCUUUCUACUUUCGGUUGGGUUAUCUUGAGCUUCUGUUCUCAAAAGUGUUUUUAAGGUUCCUUGUUUUAAUUUUUUUCUAUUGCGACAUAAUAUAUUUCAAGCGUGUCAACUGUUUUCUUUGUCCAUUAGAGGUUGUCAGGCAUUUUAAAAAACAGAGUUAAGCUUGAAUGCAUGAAUCUUAAAGGUAUGCAGGUGUGUCUUGUGCAAAUAAAAGCUUUCUCCAGAAUAAA
Molecule: messenger RNA, 3450 nt
Organism: Oreochromis niloticus (Nile tilapia)
Lineage: Eukaryota; Metazoa; Chordata; Actinopteri; Cichliformes; Cichlidae
Product: B-cadherin
Exons: 20
Coding region: 127-3000 (957 amino acids)
Biological process (GO): cell morphogenesis; cell-cell adhesion mediated by cadherin; cell-cell junction assembly
Cellular component (GO): adherens junction; plasma membrane; catenin complex
Molecular function (GO): beta-catenin binding; cadherin binding; calcium ion binding
Source: RefSeq, a predicted model, not a curated record